ACCACUUCUCCCUCUCGCCAUCUAAAUUCUCCUAUAUUAUGCUUUCUAGGUCAACAAUAACAAUAACAUCCACACACUCGCUCGCUUCAUGCCUUGUCUUUCUUUAGGGUUUGGAGUUAUGUGGUCAAAUACGAAGCUACCCACUGUUAUAAUGUUUGUGUACUAAGAACCUGUUUUUGUUUUUCUCUAGCAAUCUGGAGGUUAUUAUUGACAGAAUUGAAGGUAGGUCAGCCAUAACUCCAUGGAGUUGAUACAACAAGUUAAAGGCAAUUAUUCUGAUAGCAGGGAGGAAGAGGAGGAAGAGGAAGCCACAAGAGAAGCUGAAAGCAGCAGCAGGUUACACCAGCACAAAUUCGGAAAGCAGCUAGAGUUGAUGGAGCUGAGACUUGGGAGCAACAAAGAAGAGGGAGAAGAAGGGAAUUCGCAACAAGGAGAAGGAGGAAGUUGUUCGAAGACAAAGGAAGGGGUGGUGGUGGAGAAAGAGCACAUGUUUGACAAAGUGGUGACACCGAGCGAUGUGGGGAAGCUGAACAGGCUGGUGAUACCGAAGCAGCACGCGGAGAAGUACUUCCCUCUCGACUCUUCAUCCAACGAGAAGGGGCUUCUCCUCAACUUCGAGGACCGGAACGGGAAGCUGUGGAGGUUCAGGUAUUCGUACUGGAACAGCAGCCAGAGCUAUGUGAUGACAAAGGGGUGGAGCCGUUUUGUGAAGGAGAAGAAGCUCGACGCCGGCGACAUUGUCUCCUUCCAGCGUGGCCUCGGAGACUUGAAUAGACAAAGGUUGUACAUAGAUUGGAAGAGGAGGACUGAUCACCCUCAUCCUCAUGCCCCUGACCCUUCGGCCUCCCCUUUCUUCCUUCCCAAUAAUAUCAGAUGGUACUCUCUCCCUCACACCAUGCCACCACCUCGCUACAACGAUCAUCACUUUCACCACAACAACUUCGCUUUUCACCACCCCUACCUUUCUUCCGCCGGUAGGGGUGCCACUGCCACUGCCACUGCCACUGCCACUGCCACUUCCACUGCCACUUCCGGUCUUCACGGCAACUACUUUGAGCAGAAUUCCGGAUCUGGGUCACUCUAUUACCUCAGGAACUCCAUGGCAAUGGGCGGUGAUAUUCAAAACUUGCAAGGGAGAGGCUUGAUCAUUGAUUCUGUGCCGGUUAACGUUGCUCAUCAUUGCCAUGGCUUUGCACAAGGAAGCAUUGUCAGGAGUGGAGCAGGUGGUGGUGAUGCUAAUACUAGUAGCGGAAAACGGCUGAGGCUAUUUGGGGUGAACAUGGAAUGUGCCUCUUCGGCCGAAGAUUCCAAAGCCUUGUCCUCGGGUUCGGCAGCAGCACAUGUGACAACAGUAGUGAGUAAUUCACUUCUUCCUCCUCCUCCUCCUCCUCCUUCUUCUCUUCAGCGCUUGAGGAUGCCACUGCCACCACAUGAAGACCCGCUUUCCUUGUCAGCUGCAAGGUUUGGAGAUCAUCAUAAAAGGGGGACUUCCGUGCUCUUUGAUUUGGAACCCUCUUUCCAGUUUCGCAAGUGAUCCAUCCAAUAAACCCACUCGAUCAACCACAACCACAAAUAAUGAAUGAAUGAAUGGAGAAGAUUUAGUUUCAGAGAUAGUUGGGCUAGCUACCUUCUCCUUUGCACCAUUUUCAAACAUUUACUUUUUCUUUCUCUUACCACCUGCAAAGGAAUACGGAGCUCCCAGACUUUCUUUCUAAUCUUCUUCUUCUUCUUCUAAUCCGCAAUUAGUAUAAGUUAGCAUUUCUACUUACGUUAAUUUGCUGGGGAUUCGAGUCUUGAAGAAAUGAAAAAUAAAUCCUUUGAUGACCACGAGACCAUUAGUUCUUUCAAUUGUGUAUAAUAGUAGUACAAUACAUAUAUAUUAUUAUGUUAUAUCAUAAUUAAAUA
Molecule: messenger RNA, 1905 nt
Organism: Cajanus cajan (pigeon pea)
Lineage: Eukaryota; Viridiplantae; Streptophyta; Magnoliopsida; Fabales; Fabaceae
Gene: NGA1
Product: AP2/B3-like transcriptional factor family protein
Molecular function (GO): DNA binding; DNA-binding transcription factor activity
Source: RefSeq, a predicted model, not a curated record